This is a messenger RNA of Colius striatus (speckled mousebird), 4283 nucleotides long. It is a transcript of the gene CDHR2, whose product is annotated as cadherin related family member 2. Gene Ontology annotation, biological process: homophilic cell-cell adhesion. The transcript has 33 exons. Gene Ontology annotation, cellular component: plasma membrane. Gene Ontology annotation, molecular function: calcium ion binding. Bases 390 to 4283 code for a protein of 1297 amino acids. The record is from RefSeq and is a predicted model, not a curated record. NCBI's taxonomy places the organism in Eukaryota, Metazoa, Chordata, Aves, Coliiformes, Coliidae.
CAAACGCUGGAGCACAAGCAGCUGCCCGUGGCCUGGCCCCACGCAUCCCCCGGGGGACGGGACUGCCACGGGCCCCACACGCACGGCAUGGUCCGUGUCACCACUGUCUCACGGCCCCGGGUGCCGCCACCCCCACUCCAUCAUCUGUGGUUGUUUGUUUCCUCCCUCCUCCCCGUUUGCAACUUUCUGAAGUUUUGCCACUUCCCCUCCUGUCCCCUCGCUCAUCCCAGGCCGGGGCGGACCCUGCUUACCGACCCCGGGUCAGGCAGUUAAUAAUUGAUGAACGUGCUUACUUCAGGAGGCAAAGGUCUCUGUCGGUGUCAGGGUGUGAGCGCAGAGCGCUGGGCCAGCAGCAUCCCCAGCAACGCAGCCGCAGGCUCACUGCCGGGAUGGCUUGGCACUGGCCGGUGCUGCUCCCCUUCCUCCUGACAGCAGUUUCAGGCAACACAGCCCCCUAUAUUAACAUGACCUUCGUCACCGUGCCAGAGGACCUGCAGCUGGGCGAGUUUGCCUUCCAGCUGACAGCCGUUGACGUGGACCACGACUCCCUCACCUACAGCAUCACUGGGACCGAUGCCUUCUACUUCAGUGUUGACUCCAAGACAGGCAACGUGACUCUGCGAAACUCCCUGGACCGUGAGCUCCAGGCCAGGCUCGACAUCAAGGUCGUAGUGACAGAUGGCAUUAACGAUCCAGUCUCCAAGAGAAUCACAGUCAUCGUGGAGGACCGGAAUGACAACGCCCCAGUCUUCCAGAACCUGCCUUACGAAGCCAUCAUCCCUGAGAACCUGACAGUCGGCAGCGUCGUCUACACCGUGUUUGCCAAUGACAGCGACACUGGGAACGCCUCCAAAGUCAGCUACAGCAUCGAGGGGGUGAUCCCAGACAGCACGGAGAAUCGCUGGCUCUUCUAUAUCCUGCCCAAUGGGAACGUGAUACUCAAUGGCUCACUGGACUAUGCCAAAAACACUUUCUACCAGCUCAAGAUCCUUGCCAAGGAUGGUGGCGGGCUGCUGCACAACAAUUGGACCGUCCAGCAGAGCUCUACCUACCUGACCCUGCACAUCCGUGACCUGCCCAACCUCGACCCACGGUUCCUCAAUGAGCCCUACUCCGGCUCUGUGCCUGAGAACUGUGCCCUGGGCACCAGUGUGCUGACUGUCACUGCUGUGGACAGAGACACAGGGGUGAAUGAUGAAAUCUUCUACAGCAUCACCAACACCAGCGUGCCCUUUGCUAUCAAUGACACAACGGGCACCAUCACUGUGAGCGAGUUCCUGGACCGUGAGCAGCUGCCAAGCGAGGAGGUGCUGCUGGAAGUGACGGCACGGGAGAAGAACCUGGACAUCUACGGCCAAGUGUCCCAGACCAGCACCCUGGUGACCAUCGUGGUGACCGAUGUCAAUGACAACAAACCCCAGUUCUACGACUGCUCCCUCUCCAGCUGUAAUUUCUCUGCCGACACCCAGAACGACUUCAGGGGCAGCGUCAUCGAGCACUCCUCCGCCAGAGUGCCCGUGUCCAACCUCAGCAUAGUUACCUACGACCCGGACAAGGGCAUCAACAGCAGUUAUGACCUGUACCUUCAGGGUCCGAAUGCCAACGCCUUCACUGUGUCCCCCACGAAGAUUGUGGGCACAGGGGAGGUCCAGAUCCUGGUGCUAAACUCGUCUGCCGUGGACUACGAGAUAACCCAUGUCAUGGUGGUGGAGAUCGUUGCUAAUGACACAGGGAACCCCACAGACUGCUGCUCCACGGCCACCGUGACCAUCGACCUCAUUGACAGCAAUGACCACAUCCCUGAGUUCCCCCAGAGCACCUACUACCUGAGUGUGAUGGAGAACAGCCCCGAUGGCACCGUCAUCGCCCCAAACAUCACGGCCUAUGAUCCAGACAGCGGUGUCCUGGGCCAGAUCACCUACCAGCUGUUCCCAGAGAGCAUGCGUACGAUCUUCACGGUGAACGCCACGACCGGCGCCGUGCUGGUGCAGAACGGGAGCUUGCUGGACAGGGAGACUCGCUCCACCUACUACGCCACCCUCCAGGCCAAGGAUGGGGGCGACCUGGUGGGCACCACGCUGUUGGAUAUCACGGUGCUGGAUGCCAACGACAUGGCGCCCGUCAUCAUCGGCUCCUACUUCAUCUCGGUGGAAGAGGGGCAGAACGUCAGCACGCGGAUCCAGGCCAUCGACAACGACGAGCCUGACACUCCCAACAGCCAAUUGGGCUUCAGGAUCUUGCCAGGACCAUAUAGUGACAACUUCACCAUCAACGCGACCUCGGGUGAGCUGCAGAGCAAGGAGCCGCUGGACCGCGAGGCCCUGGAAGACGAGCAGGGGCAGCUGGUGGUGACGGUGGAGGUGUACGACCACGGCGUGCCACAGCAAAACACCUCUGUGAAUGUCACCAUCACCGUGGGGGACAUAAACGACAACAUGCCCGUGUUCCUCCAGCAGGCCUAUGAGUUCUCAGUCUUUGAAGACUCUCCAGGGUCCCUUGUGGGAGACGUGGAGGCCACAGAUGCCGACAAGACAGAGAUUAAUUCCCGCAUCUCCUUCACGCUGGAGAGGAACGGCGGAUCCAGCAACUUCUUGAUCCGCUCGUCCCGCCAGGGGCUGGGGUACUACAUCGGGCGGCUGUUCGUAGACCCUGACACAUCCCUGGACUAUGACACCCUGACGCAGAAGUUCUUCUCCUUGGUGGUGCUGGCGGAGAACACGGCUGCUGACGAUGUGGGGGACAGCGCCAGCGUGGUGGUGGUGGUCAACAUCCUGGACGUCAACGACGAGCCCCCCACCAUCCUGGCGAGCUCGCUGCAGGACGUGCACGUGAGCGAGAACGGCACGCAGCAGGGGCUGGUCCGCACCCUGAUCGCCUCCGACCCUGACACCAACCACUCGCUGGUCUUCGAGGAGCUGGCGGUCGCCUGCUUCAAGGGGGAGAGCAGCGCCGGCGAGGUGUGCUGGGACUGGUUUGUGCUGGCGGCCAACGGCUCGGUGCUGGUGAACGGCUUGGACAUUGACUAUGAGCUGUGCGACACGGUGGUGCUCACGCUGAGGGUUGAGGACCUGUACACCGAGAAGGGGAACCGCUACAGCCAGAAUGAAACCCUGAGGAUCCUCAUCACUGAUGUGAAUGACAACGCACCUUACUUCCUGGCCAUCUCAGAGACCUUUGUGGUUGUCCCCGAAAUCUCUCCUGUGGACCUGACAGUGGCUACUGUGAGGGCCACCGAUGUCGACUCAGGGAACAGUGGAGUCAUCGUCUUCUCCAUUGUCAGCGUGGUGCUCGUGCAGGAUGAUGGGUCUCAACAGUCCUUCGAGAAUCUCUUCAAGGUGGUGACAACGUCUGACCAGAAGAUCUACAUCGGGAGCAUCCAGGUGGCCAGCAACCUCGAUAUCUCGCUGAAGGGGCAGUACCAGGUGACAGUAGAGGCUCGGGACAGCCAGGAACCAGUGCACACAGCACAGACCACGGUGAAUAUCUUUACGGUGGAUCAGAGCUACCGAAUUCGCCUCCAGUUCCUGACAACGGUGGAUGAAGUCCAGAGUAACUCUGAAAGCAUCAAACUGGCCCUGACCAGCGUGACCAAGGCAGGUGUCUAUGUGGCAGCCAUCCAGAGCACGGAGGACAGACAUGCCACUCAAAGGGAACCCAAGUCAGUGAUGGAAGCGUACUUCGUCUACAGCAACGGCACAGCCCUGGACGUCAACGAGCUGACUGUCCUCAUCCAGUCCGAUCCACUGAUGCUGGCUGAGCUGGUGCGCCUGGGCCUGGCUGUCAUCGGCCCCGGGGAGGUGACGAAGGCCACCAGGGAGACCGAGCUGAUCGGCAUCAUCGCAGGGCUGGCGGGGCUCCUGCUUGUCGUCAUCCUCAUUAUGACCUUGGUCGUGGUUCUCACUACCAGGAGCUACAAGAGGAAGCUGAGUGCGAUGAAGGCUCUGAAGGCAGCUACGACGCUCAGUCCUGCCACGGUGCAGCAGGGACCCGGCAUCCCUGGGACCAACCAGUACAACGCAGAAGGGGCCAACCCCAUGCUGAACUUCCAUCUGGAUCCCUCCCACGACCUGGGCUUCCACGAGGACUCCAUCUCUGUGGCCAGCUUGAAUUCCCUGGAUGAAAACAAGGUAGAUGCACCUGGGGACAACAACCUCAAGGCCAAGCAGGGCAAACAAGAGCCGAUGAACCCCACUGACAACGAGGUGCUGGUGGCCGCCCUCAACCUGAAAGUGCCCACCGAAACAGCAUAUAUCAACAACAGCUUCACCACUACAGACUUGUGA